Molecule: messenger RNA, 843 nt
Organism: Paracoccidioides brasiliensis Pb18
Product: ribosomal protein L27
Exons: 1
Coding region: 1-843 (280 amino acids)
Biological process (GO): translation
Cellular component (GO): ribosome; mitochondrial large ribosomal subunit
Molecular function (GO): structural constituent of ribosome
Source: RefSeq, a predicted model, not a curated record
AUGAUUCAACCUCGACUGCGUGGCCCAAUGAGGGCUCUUGAUACCCUCUUUUCCCCGUCCGCAUCCGUGCUCGGCACCCAAAAACCCACACGGUCACUAUCACAGCUCUCAUGGAGAACAACCACAACUAGCACUACCAAUAAUGCCACGUUUUCUCCCAGCCCCUCCUCUCGUCCCUCCAUCCUCCAGCAACAACACCAAUUAUACCAAUCCUUCACUGCACCUCCACAUUCCCAGCUCCAAGUCCGAUAUGCUUCUCACGCCAGCCAGGGCCGCGCCAACAAUGGCACAAAAAACGGCCCAGGCAAACGCCUCGGCGCCAAAAAAUCCGGUGACCAAUUCGUGAUUCCCGGUAACAUAAUCUUCCGCCAACGGGGCUCCAAAUGGUUCCCCGGCGAAAACUGCGGCAUGGGCCGUGACCACACCAUCUACUCCCUCGCCACAGGCUAUGUGAAGUACUACACAGAUCCUGCACGCCAUCCGGACCGCAAAUAUAUUGGCGUUGCCUUCAAUAAGUCCGACACUCUACCCACCCCCAGGAACGCGAUUACGCGGAGACGCUUUGGAAUGCUCGCCGUGCCCAGAGAUGUGGAGAAGGAAAAGGCCAACAAGGCGGCCAAGGAGGCGGAUAUUGCCCCUACGCUUAGACCUGGGUAUAUGUAUCGUGUGGCUAAUUGGCAGAUUGGCCGGGUAGCGGAACGUGCGGGGCGUAAGGUGCCGGAGUGGGAUAAGAGCGAUCGCUUUGCGGCGUGGAGGAGGAGAAUGGAGAGGAGGAAGAUUGCAGCGCAGUUGAAGGAUGCGAAGUCAAAGAAUAAGGGGAAGAAGGCUAAGGCUAAGGCGUAA